This is a messenger RNA of Ilyonectria robusta, 998 nucleotides long. RefSeq names its product ubiquitin-conjugating enzyme/RWD-like protein. Gene Ontology annotation, cellular component: endoplasmic reticulum; cytosol. The record is from RefSeq and is a predicted model, not a curated record. The transcript has 2 exons. The coding region runs from base 276 to 806 and encodes 176 amino acids. Lineage: Eukaryota; Fungi; Ascomycota; Sordariomycetes; Hypocreales; Nectriaceae.
CGUCAUCCCCAACCAUCAUGAGUGGCGGGGCGGCCCUCCAAGUGCGCGCCCCGCCUGUAAUCUGUAGACUCGGUCCACCAUGAGGACCACCACCACGCUGCAGCAGCAAGCUAGCAGCCCACCUCUACGACCUCGGCGAGUCCUUACAAAAGCCAGGCCGCACACACUCGCGCACACGCACACCUCGAAAUCUCUGUCCGCUUCCCUCCCCAACCCGCGAGUGCGAGCUAGGUCUGCGUCUGCUGCCUCCGAUCGUCGGAUUCCGUGCCCUCGCCAUGGCCGCGAGUUCCGCCCCAGCCGCGUCGCUGUUGAAGCGACAGCUCAAGGAGAUGCAGAUGGGCAAGGACAUCCCCGGCAUCUCGUGCGGGCUCGUCAACGACAACAACAUUUUUGAGUGGGAGGUGAUGCUCAUGAUCAAUGACGACUGCAAAUACUACGGUGGAGGCAACUUCCGUGCUCGCCUCGUCUUCCCGCCCAGCUACCCACACAUGCCUCCCUCGCUCACCUUCCAAGACCCGAUCCCGUUCCACCCCAACAUCUACGAGAGCGGCAAGUUGUGCAUAUCGAUCCUACAUCCGCCCGAGGAGGACGAGUACGGCUACGAGGCCGCUUCCGAGCGCUGGACUCCCGUCCAAACCCCCGAGACCAUCCUGCUCAGCACCAUCAGCCUGUUUCAUAGCCCCAAUGACGAGAGCCCCGCCAAUGUCGAGGCCGCGCGGAUGUUGCGCGAGGAGCGCGAGGGAAAACACAAAGACUUCCGGAGGCGGUGCCGGAAGUGCGUGAGGGAGAGCUUGGGAGAGGAUUAAUGUCUUCCUGGGAAAGAGGGCAGGGUAGGUCACUGUGUGGGCGUUGGCUGUUGGCUCGUAUCAAGAGAUUGGCGCCGAGGAUAUAGCAUUCGCAUGGCGUCUUGGAACUAUUGCGUGUUUCGUAUUCAUCAACAUUGUGCAAGCGGCGGUUCUCUCAAGGUUCUCAAAGAGAGACGAUGGGUGGCAUGUAUA